CACGCGCGCACACACUCUCGCUCUUACUCUCACACACAUAUACACACUCUCUCUGGAGUUGUAAUGUGACGCAGAGAAACACACAGUCAGACCACACACAGCUCUCCGCUUCACACACACACACACACACACACACGCGAGAUUUCUCCAGUACAGGAGAGUUUCUCCAGAGCCGCUGCAGCUCCUGCACGAGCCCGCGUCUGCAGCCAAUAAACAGCAGAAUCAGCGCGAGGAGCGCAGGAGGGACUUUCAGAGGAGGGUCUCGGUGUGUGUGUGUGUGUGCGCGCGCGCGCGUGUGUGUGUGUGAGCAGCCGAGCGUGAAACAGAGAGCCAGGGAAACAAAGACAAGCAGGACAAGCAGCAGAAACACACUCAAGAACACGGCAAAGAUCCUCUCAGCGCUACUCCACAACUCCAGCGCUCUGAGCCGACACCGGAGAGCAGCAGAUCAGGGCAGAUAACUCUGUUUGGUUUCUCUCUCUCUCCUGAAAGCUCUUCAUUGUGCACUAAAUGCGCGUCUGUUUCGGCUGAAAUCGAUCCUCGGGCUCUACGCAAUGCAACCGCGUUCGUUUCCCACGCGUUCGUCCCGGUUGUGCGCGCGCGUUUUCCGCUAUUUAUGUCGCUUCACCUGAAGGAGUGCACAUGCAGACAUGGGGAGCAUCCUCGCGUUUUUCAUCUCGUUGCUCAUGACGCUGGACGCACAGUUGGUUUGCUGGCAGGCGCUGAUCAGAUGCCAUGAGGAGCGCGACUGCGAGCUCGCCUAUAACCAGUAUCUGACUGCGUGCGAUGGGAAUAUCCGCGGAAGCAGAAAACAGUGUCCGAGCCACUGCAUCAGCGCACUCAUCCGCCUCAAUCAGACCUCCAGCGGGACGCAUUUGGAGAGCUGCGACUGCGGGAUCGAUGUGGAGUGUUUGCGGGCUAAACGCGCCAUCGAACCGUGCAUGCCGCGCACGCAUCCCGGUGAUGCAGAGGGAAUGGGAUGCACCGAAGCGCGCCAGCGGUGCGAAGAAGAACCAAGGUGUCAGGAGUCGCUAAACGCGUAUUUAUCCCGCUGCGGACAGCUGUUUAACGGGAGAAAGUGCUCGUCCCGCUGCAAAUCAACCAUAGAGGAGCUGCUGUUCAUGCCCAAUGGAGUCCUGCUGAACCAGUGCGUGUGCGACGGGCUGGAGAGGCCGUUCUGCGAGGUGGUCAAACAAAACAUGGCUAAACUGUGCGCCAUAGGAGACCACAGCAUCUCCAUUGAGCAUGAUGGAACAGAUGAUUUAUACGAGGAUGAGGAUUAUGAGGGGAAACCCGACGGUGAGGUGACUGACUCUGACGCGGUGUCCAUUUCCAGUGCGCUUACUUUCACUCCACAGGUUGUUUUGAUCUGCAUUGGAUUCGCUCUAGCUGGAUUUUAGAGGGAUUUUCGACUGGAAAUCUACAUUUUUUGUCAUCAUUUACUCGUUCAAGUGGAUCUAAAUGUAAAAUUCUGUCUUCUGUUGGACUUAAAAGUAGAUAUUCUGAUGAAUGUUUGCCAUUGGCGUCUAUUGUAGGAACAAUACAACCUACUACUGAAGCUCUCCCCCUGGGAUUCUCCAGCUUUAGAGAUCAAAUGAAGAAACGCAUGAAGGUUUUGGGGAUUUGUUAAUCAUGACAAUUUCUAAAGCAGGAAUACACUACGAUAUUUAAAAUCUUCCCAACUUUAAACACAGUUUUGAUCGUCAUAGUGUGGUUUAAAACAACAUGUAUAUAAUAAUAACAGCACGCGACUGCACAUUCUGUCAUCAUUCACUCACUGUAAAUGUGCAUUUCUGUCUACUGUUGGACAUAAAAGUAGAUAUUCUGAAGAAUGUUGGCCUUUGAGGGCGCUGUGGUGGCGCAGCAGAUAUAGUGCUGAAGCCUUACAGCAAGAAGGUCGCUGGUUCAAGCCUCGGCUAAGUCUGUUUCUGUGUGGAGUUUGCAUGUUCUCCUCGUGUUCGCAUGGGUUUCCUCCGGGUGCUCCGGUU
Messenger RNA from Danio rerio (zebrafish), 1988 nucleotides. The record is from RefSeq and is a predicted model, not a curated record. Lineage: Eukaryota; Metazoa; Chordata; Actinopteri; Cypriniformes; Danionidae.